Messenger RNA from Dendrobium catenatum, 733 nucleotides. RefSeq names its product phosphatidylinositol transfer protein 3. The record is from RefSeq and is a predicted model, not a curated record. Bases 100 to 708 code for a protein of 202 amino acids. The transcript has 6 exons. Lineage: Eukaryota; Viridiplantae; Streptophyta; Magnoliopsida; Asparagales; Orchidaceae.
CCUGCUUGUGUUCUCGCUCCAUUUAAUCCCCUGCUUUCCAAAUGGAAACGUAGAGGAAGCUUUAGCUGCACUGCUACAGUAAGGUUUUAAACGAGGAUAAUGGGAUCUGAGAAAAAGGAAGAGAAGGUUCGAGAACGGAUCGAGGCCGUUCUCCGAAUUUUGAAGAAGCAAGCUCCUCUGUCCAUGAAGCAGGAGAAGUUCUGCAAUGAUGCUUGCAUCGAGCGGUUUCUGAAAGCGAAAGGGGAGAACGUGAAGAAAGCGGCGAAGCAUCUCCGAGCAGUUCUUUCUUGGAGAGAGGCCAUAGGCACUGAGCAUUUAAUAGCUGAUGAGUUCUCCGCUGAACUGGCAGACGGCGUAGCUUAUGUUUCAGGCAAUGACGACGAGGGCCGCCCAGUUCUGAUUUUCCGCAUAAAACAGGAUUACCCCAAAUUCCACUCUCAGAAAUCAUACAUUCGGCUACUGGUAUUCACGUUGGAAGUUGCCAUCUCCAGCAUGUCCAGAUUCGUGGACCAGUUCGUUCUACUCUUUGAUGCCAGCUUUUUCAGGUCAUCGCCGGCUUUUCUCAACCUCUUUAUGUGCACGCUGAAGAUCGUCGGCGACUACUAUCCCGGUCGUCUCCACAAAGCCUUCGUCAUCGACCCUCACUCCCUUUUCCACUAUCUAUGGAAGGUAGCAAUAAUAUGCUUGCCAUUCAAGUUUCUCGUUUAAUCCUUCUCUGCAAUUUUUUACUUUA